AUGUUUCUUGAAGCUGAUAAAGAACCUGCCCUUCUCGGGCCCUCGGACUCGAGCCCAGAUGGCGCCCUGCUGGAGGUGGAUCCUCGACCGUCUCCUUCAUCGCCACCGGGGGUCUCCUCCGGCGCCGCUGCGGCUCCCGAGUGGGCACAGCGCGGCGAUCACGACCACACCAACCGCAUCAUGACAGGUCGUACUAGGAAAUCAGUAAUUGACAGCUAUAUUUCUUCAAAAGCAGUGCAUUCAUUCGAACAUGUUUUAUUCAUCAAAAUCAAACACCAAAAAGUUAAUAUCAGGAAAACUAUGAACAAAGUAAACAUUGCAGCUUUCAAAAGCAGUUCCCUUUCCCGACCCAUAAAACCCCAAGGCGCCCUGUGUGACUGCCACGGUGCUUCUGUGCUUCCAGGUCCCACCAAUGUGUCGGUGCAGAUGUUCAUCAAUUCGUUCGGUUCGCUCAACGCCGCCAACAUGGAUUACACGGUUGACGUAUUCUUGCGGCAGCGAUGGAACGACCCGCGGCUCGUCGACGCCGUCAACCAGAAGGACAAGAUUACUAUUACGAGCAAUGAGUUGCAGAGCAAAAUCUGGAAGCCGGACACUUUCUUCAACAACGUGAAGGACGCGGAGCUUCACACCGUCACGAUGCCCAACGUUUUGUUGAGGAUAGAAAACAACGGAGAUGUUUUGUAUAGCAUCAGACUCACGCUCACGCUCUCCUGCCACAUGGACCUUGAACUCUUUCCCUUUGACGACCAGAAGUGUUACAUUGCCCUCGCAUCCUACGCCAACACGGAGGAGGUCAUUGACUACGAGUGGGCGAGCGACAGUCCCAUCGACCUGCCUGAUCAGCUGGAGAUCGCCCAAUUUGACCUUCUGAACUACACUUGCAAGGAUACAACCCAAGUCUUCACUACAGGUAACUUCAGCGGUUUGUUGGUCUACUUCAACUUGCGUCGCCAAAACGGCUACCACGUCCUGCAGACCUACGUGCCCACCAUCCUCAUCGUGUCCAUCUCGUGGGUGUCCUUCUGGCUGGACCCGAACGCCGUGCCCGGGCGAGUGUCCCUCGGCGUCACCACUCUGCUCACCCUCACCACCCUCGCCUCGGGCAUCAGGGCAUCCUUGCCGCCUGUGUCCUAUGUCAAGGCCAUCGAUGUGUGGAUCGGUACUUGUAUGAUCAUGGUAUUUGGAGCGCUGCUGGAGUUCACGCUGGUCAACUGGCUCGCCAACAAGAAGGUCAUCGAACAUUCCCAAACCAUGUUCAAGAUACCCAGACUGCUGGCCGGAUCUGAUUCCGCAGAGACGAAGGCGCAGGAAGAGGAGCCGUCUGCAGCCGCCAGCCCCAAGACGUACAUCACCUACGCCCGCGCCCUGGACCGCCUGUGCCGCGUCCUCUUCCCCGGAGGCUUCCUCAUCUUUAACUUGGUCUACUGGCCCUACUACCUCGUGCACCAGUACAUGGCGCUUCCGCAAAGCCUGGUUUAGACAUGUAGAAUUCUGCUGCUGUGCAGAUCACCGUUUAUCAAUAGGGCUGUUCUGUUUGUGUGCUGUGCAUUGGGCAAGCUUCUUUUUCGUUUGAGAGUAGGAAAUAUUUAACAUUAACUAUGAUUCUAGUGCAGUUGGUUUGUUGUAAUGUUUCUUUCCUCUUAUCAGUAUUGAUGUUUCUGCAAAAUCAAUAUCUAAUGUCUUUGCAUAUACAGUAUCAUUCUGAUACUAUAAAUGCCAGAUUAACAUGGCAGUGACAAAAUUUCAGAUUUAUUGUGAGUUGACACAACGGCCUCAUUCAUAAAGUACAGCUAGACUUUAAAAAAUCCGGCUAUCGAUAAUCCGAUCCCUCCGAAACGCAUUUUCAAAUUUAAUGUGUUGUCUGGAGUCGCCGUUUAUGUUUUGCUGGCGCAGUAUUCCAGGAAUAGCUGUUGACUUCUUGUUUGCACAUGCUAACUGGCAUUCCUGCUCAUUCCUUCUCCUUUUACCUUUCUUUGCUACUGUAUAGCUCCAUGAUGGAUUCAUCAAAGAAAAGAGGUGGUGUAUAACGUAAAUAUUGUGUGCUGAUUGUUGAGAAAGUGGAAAUGCAAAAAAAAAAAAAAAAAAAAAAAAAAAAAACUUGAAAGCAUCGUGUCUAUGUGAACCAUAAGUGAAACAUGACAUUUGUGAAACAUAUAACGUACGUUCUUCAUUUAGUUUUUGAUUUUCAUUCGGUAAAGGAUUGCGCUUAGUCAUAUUCUGUUAAAUAUAUUCAGCAUAUAUAACCUCAUAAAAUCCGGCAUUUUCGGAAAUCCGGCAUUCCCCAUGUCUGGAGGCUGCCGGAUUUUAAAAUGUCAACCUGUACUUUAAUAUCUUCAUUGCGAUAAGAUUUAUGGAGAGUCAUGUGCACAGUGGAAUACGGGUUGUAAUUAUCGUCACUAAUAGUUUUGUUGUAAUAUUAUUAGGUAAUCAAUAUGCUUCUUUUAUGGUCAUUUUUGAAUUGCCAAAUUUAUUUCUGAACAGAUCUCAAGGUUUUUCGUCUACGUUUAGUACUUGCAAAAGGUUGAUAUGAGCUUGCUUACUUGACAGGUGGUACAAAUAAUACAUUACAAGCAAGAAGGUAUGGGCAUGUGUACAUGCAUGUGUGUGCGAAGGUCAUGUAUUUUUUCUGUUCGGAGCUCAAGCUAUCUAGGGCAUUGGUUCUUAACCAAGGGGGUGUAAGUACUUCCAAAGGAGCAUACGAGUCCUAAGGGAAAAUUAAGAAUGUCUAUGGUUAUAUUUGCUAUUUUAACAAGAGCCUGGGCUAACUUUGAGCUUAUAUUAGAUGCAAAAAGCAUUGCUUUUACUAACUUGUUUUGGAUGGUCCAUCUCUUUGCCCUCAAAACCCUGGGGGAUUUCAUCAUGGGUGAAAGAACCAAUUCUUAGAGGGGGCGUGGCAGAUUUAAGAUAGUAUUGUUACACCCAAGUUUUCAAUAAAGAUGAAUGACCA
Penaeus vannamei (Pacific white shrimp) is the source of this 2950-nucleotide messenger RNA. Lineage: Eukaryota; Metazoa; Arthropoda; Malacostraca; Decapoda; Penaeidae. The record is from RefSeq and is a predicted model, not a curated record.